CCAUUUUUACAGACCCCAACGUGACGCUCCAUGGCCUGCAGCCGUUCCGCAAGUAUGCGAUGCGCGUCAGGGCAGUCAACGCAUUUGGCUCCGGCCCCCUCUCUCUUCCCGUGACGCGGACCACCACUCAGGACAUUCCAGGAAAACCAGAGCAGUUCAGAGUGGAACAGGUCACGGACACGACGGUACAACUGCACUGGGAAGAACCCCGGGAACCCAACGGAGUGCUCGUGGAGUACGAGGUGUUGGUGGAGGGCAGCGACGAGGACGGUCCGCGGCCAGGUGCGAAGGCAAACGUGUUGGCCGACAACGACCGGACCGCGACGUUGGAAGACCUCUCUCCCGGACAGAGCUACAAAGCCCUGGUGAGGGCCCUCACCGUUGCGGGGCCGGGACCGUACGCCGUGAGCCACUUCACGACGGCCCCCGCGGGGGUCAAAUACGAAGAUGUCGAAGUUAGCUACGUCUCCGGAGGUCCUUUCAGCGCAACCCUCCGACUGACAUUUCCAAAAGACCUAGCACUGAGUUACUACGAGGUGGUACUCUCCAAGCAAGAGCCAGGCUCGCACGCUGCCCCAAGCUACCCUGUUGCGAAAGUGCAUGCUGUGACCAACUCAACUACAGAAUACUUCGUCGUAGGGGACGGCCUCUACUACGGCGGGUUUUUCAAUGCUCCCCUUCUCCCCAGCACCGGCUACAAAGCUGUCGUGCUUGCGGUCUUUGAAAACAGCCGAGGCAGCGAGCCCGUGCGGCUAGCAUCCAAACCCCUGAUCUUCACCACAGGAGAAGCGCCGGUGCGGCUGGACAUUCGUUCGGUGUCCGUGUACCUGUCCCUGUGGAUCCUGGUACCGGUGGCCAUAGCCCUCAGUCUUGUGGUCAUCACCACCACUGUCCUGGUGCUCUUACUCCGCAGGCAGGAGUUUGACGUGACGCUGCACGAUCCAGUUUUCGACGAGCCAGUGAUGCGCGCCGACUCGAGUGCGUGUUCCUCCGACGAGGAGCCUCCGAAACCGCUGGCGGACUACGAGGCCAGUCCAAACGUCCCGCGGAUUGACUGGCAGACCUUCCAGAGCACCUACAUGUGAGGGCAAGAUGCCACCGAUCAGAUCAGCCAGUAAACAAGUUGUCGUCCCGUGCCCACAACAGAUACCGUGCGACCACCGUGAUGAAACGACUUUAUGACAACUACCGUGAUCUCGGCGGAUCGCAUCGGAAACCCUGCAGCAGGAAGGCCGGCCCACAAACCAGUUUCGGCUCAAUAAAGGACACCAUUGUUUCGUUUUUGAA
Ixodes scapularis (black-legged tick) is the source of this 1287-nucleotide messenger RNA. RefSeq names its product receptor-type tyrosine-protein phosphatase kappa. Bases 60 to 1085 code for a protein of 341 amino acids. The record is from RefSeq and is a predicted model, not a curated record. Gene Ontology annotation, molecular function: protein binding. Lineage: Eukaryota; Metazoa; Arthropoda; Arachnida; Ixodida; Ixodidae. The transcript is spliced from 9 exons.